ACAGCCACACUUCACACACUGCUGAUCACCUCUGAGCUACUCCUGCUGGUUUUCAUGACUUUGUGGCGGUACAGACUUUAUCUGGAGUGGAAUAUAAAACAGAAGAAUUCAAUGGAUUAGCACCGAACGUGUAGGACUUUUAUUAUUGCUGGGAACUUUUUUUUGUAUUAUUUGCUGUUCAUGAGGACUCUGUCCAUGUUUUCUGUUGGAUGAUGGCUCAGGGAGUCAUUCCAUUGUUUGGCAUUAUCCUGAAAAUCAUUUUUGUUGCUGCAAUUGAACUGAGGUUUAUGCCUGACCCACCAACGCUGAACAUCUAUGGCAACCACAGGAUGAACAAAUCUGACGACCUUGAACUGACAUGCAGAGGUCGGCAGUACCUGAGGUGGGCUACCCCUCCUACCAGCACUCGCUUCUCCACCAGUGACUGCAGUGGAUCGGGUCUCUUCUGCACAACUCUUCGGAUUUCCAACGCAACUGUAAAUGAAACGGGACAGUACCAGUGCUCGUACAGGGACCUGAAAGUGGAAGAUGGCAAGACUUCAGCAGCAGCUUAUGUGUUUGUUCACGAUUACAAAGUGCCAUUUGUGCCGUCUGACAAAGAAUUCGAGGUGGUGUUCAUCCGUGAGGGAGAGCGGGUGGUGAUACCAUGCCGAGGCUCGGUGGAGAACCUUAACGUCACGCUGCAUACUAAGUAUCCAAAUAAGGAGCUUCAUCCCGAUGGUAAGGACUCCCUGUGGGACGCCAGGACGGGUUUCACUGUCCCCAGUCACCUGAUCAGCUACGCCGGCGUCGUGUCCUGCCAGACUCGGAUUGGAAACGAAACAUUUAAGUCGCCUCUCUACAUUGUUGCUGUUGUUGGAUUCAAGAUCUAUGAACUCACCCUGACCCCCACGCAACUGAGGCUGUCUGUGGGGGAGAAGCUGGAGCUCCUCUGCACCGCCAAAACUGAGCUCAAUGUGGGCAUCGAGUUCAACUGGACGCAUUCUGGUCAGGCGCUGUCCUCAGUGAAUGGUUCGAGUGAGCCGCACGCGACUCCCCACAAGAAGAAGCUGUGGAACUCCCUGGAGCUGUCCAACAAACUCGAAGUACAUAACGUGAACGUGGAUCACGCCGGGGAAUACACCUGCUCUGCGUCCAGUGGGCAGAUGGAGAAAAGUGCCUCAGCAUUUCUCACAGUUUAUGAAAAGCCUUUUAUUGAUAUAAAAGAGCCAUGGAGGAAGGUUUGGGAGGUAAAUGUGGGAGAUCAAACAUCUAUUCCUGUCAAGUACACAGCCUACCCAGACCCCGAAUUGAAAUGCUUAAAAAAUGGCCGACCACUGAAAGAUGACUACAGAAUAAAGCUGAGAAGUGAAGCCCUCAUCUUCCACAAAGUCACAGAAAUGGAUGCUGGGAAUUAUACAAUCGUCCUGAUUAAUAAGAUAACUAAAGAGGAACGGAGACUCUCUUUCCAGCUGCUGGUCAACGUGCCUCCUCGUAUCAUUGAGAAGGAGGUGGCAGUGGACACUGAUGUGUACCUGUACGGCAGCAGCCCCACCCUAAGGUGCACCGCCCGUGGAUUUCCCACACCUACACACAUCCAGUGGCAGUGGAUGUCCAAAGAGGACUGUCCAGAGGCCUUUCUGCCAGGGCUGAUGAAGUCUGAGUUACCACUAGCGGAGUGUAAAGGUUGGAGAGACAUCAGCAAUAGCACCGGUUACCACCCAGUGGAACGAAUUGAUGCUGAGCAUGCCCCAAAGAAGAUUGUGAGCUCUUUGAAAAUCCAGAAAGCAGAGGCUCAUGCCCUCUACAGAUGCAUAACUGCCAACAAAAUAGGAAAGGAUUCUCGCAUCAUCUUUUUCCACGUCACUCGUGGCCUUGAGGUGAGUGUGUCUCCCUCCAACGAGCCCUUAGAGGAGGAUGACGUGGUUCUGCGCUGUAAGGCCGACAAGCUGAUCUACAGAAACCUGACCUGGUUCAGUGUGAGCAACAUCUCAGAGUUGGAACAGAUUGCGUCGGUGCAGCCCUGUCGCCCCUGGUGGAAUGUGACUGUACUAAGGAACAAUUUUGAGCGGAGGCCUAAGUCACCUGUAGUGCUGUCCAGCCUGGAGGGCGCCAACGUGACCCUGGAGCUGUCGCUGCCCAACGCCUCCCUUCAGGAUGAGGGUCUCUAUGCCUGUCAGGUGGUAAACAUCAAGACUCGGGAAAAAUCCUGCCUGCUCCGCCGUCUUUCUAUCAAAGGUCUUGAGGCUGCAAGGAUCUUAAAUAAUAUCACAGAUCAAAAAGUGAAUGUGAGUGCUACGGUCAAUCUCCUCUGUGACGCUGCUGGGAUGCCGAGGCCAGUGGUGGUGUGGACCAAAAACAACCACACUGUGGUGGAGGGCUCAGGCGUGAUUCUGAGUCAGCACAACCACCUUCUGACGAUUCAGCGCGUGAAGAAGGAGGACAGCGGUUUGUACAGCUGCACUGCCUGUAACAGCCGUGGCUGUGACUCCUCGCAGGCCUACUUGACGACUGAAGGUGCAGAGGAAAAGACUAAUGUGGAACUGAUUGUUCCAAUUGGGUCAGUGGUCAUCGCCAUGUUCUUCUGGUUACUGAUCGUCUUUGUCAUCCGUGGAAGAAAGAGACCAAGUGGUGGGGAUCUAAAGACGGGCUACCUGUCCAUGAUCCUGGACUCUGAGGACAUGCCCAUGGACGAGCAGUGUGAAAGGCUAACGUAUGAUGCUAACAAAUGGGAGUUUCCUCGGGACAGGCUGAAGCUAGGUGACCCACUGGGAAGAGGAGCGUUUGGUCAGGUGGUCGAAGCAGCUGCCUUUGGCAUCGAGAAAGCUACCACGUGCACCACUGUAGCAGUCAAGAUGCUUAAGGAGGGAGCCACGUCGAGUGAGUACCGUGCCUUGAUGUCAGAGCUGAAAAUUCUCAUUCAUAUUGGACAUCAUCUCAACGUAGUCAACCUGCUGGGAGCCUGUACAAAGCCUGGAGGGCCUCUGAUGGUGAUUGUGGAGUACUGUAAACACGGGAACCUCUCCAGCUACCUGAAGAGCAAGCGAGGAGAGUACAGCCCCUACAAGAGGAAGCGGGUGGAUAGCCAGAAGUGGGCCUCAGCAGAGGAGGAUGUGACCGAAGGGGAUCUGGGCCUGGGGAAGAUUGCCCAGCUUGACAUCUGCACAGGGACGGCUGUCUGCUCCAGAGCUGCAGACAGGACAUCAGGCAGCAACAUGGACACUCAGGAAGAGAGCUCAGAUGAUCAACAUCUGACAAUGGAGGACCUGAUAUGCUACAGCUUCCAGGUGGCUAAAGGCAUGGAGUUUCUGUCCUCCCGCAAGUGUAUCCACAGAGAUCUAGCUGCCAGAAACAUCCUGCUUUCAGAGAACAAUGUGGUGAAGAUCUGCGACUUUGGCCUCGCUAGAGAUGUCUACAAAGACCCUGACUAUGUCCGCAAGGGAGAUGCACGUCUCCCUCUGAAGUGGAUGGCUCCGGAGACCAUCUUCGACCGGGUGUACACCACACAAAGCGAUGUCUGGUCCUUUGGGGUUCUGCUCUGGGAGAUCUUUUCUCUAGGGGCUUCUCCCUAUCCUGGUGUUUGCAUCGACGAGUUGUUCUGCAGGAGGCUUAAGGAGGGCACCAGGAUGCGACCCCCAGAAUACGCCACCACUGAGAUAUACCAGACCAUGUUGGACUGCUGGCUCGAUCGUCCAACAGACAGGCCAACAUUUGCAGAGCUGGUCGAACAUAUGGGCAACCUGCUGCAGGCCAGCGCUUACCAGGAUGGGAAGGACUACAUCCCUCUGACAGUAGGAAGUGAGGCAGAAGGAUCUCCAGUGACACCUGACCCCAGGAGUCCCUACAGCAGGCCCCAAAGUGGAGAAAUCCUGGAGGCUCAGCUCCACUAUGACAACCCACCAUCCUUUGGUCGGCCCCUGAGUCUCAAAACGUUUGACGACGUCCCGGUGGCACAAAGCAGUGUCAUGGAGGGUCACACAGACAGUGGGGGCUUCUCACCAGAGGAGGUAAAGGGUUUGAAUCAACAGCUGGCAACCACGCCAAACUUCAGCCAGCUGCUGCGCUGUAAGAGUAAAGAGUCUCUAGCCUCUGAGUCAUCCAAUCAGACGAGCGGAUACCAGUCCGGCUACCACUCUGACGACACAGACACCCCCAUCUAUGCCAACGAGGAGGUGAUCUUGAAGCACAACAUGCGGAAGAAGCCUCCGCUGCCCAAGACGCCUGACAAAUAUAACAUGGAGAUCCGCUACAGCACACCACCUGUCUGACCCCCCUCACCCCCGACUUAACCCUGAGUCUUUCACUGUACAGUCACUGUAUAUCUUCUGCAGGUAUUACACUUUAAGAACAAUGAAAACAUGUUGGGAUAUUGUAAAGGGAAACAGGGAAGAAGAAGGUUGUUUGAUAUGUUUGUAAGUGUAGCCUUCUUGAGGCAGCCCGGGGAAUGCUUUAAUGUUUACUCAGCGAGUAAAAGGGCCUGGGAAGUUAAGACACGAGGACACGCCUACUUCCUGAGGAGCACUCCACCCACUUCCUGUAUUGCAGGAAAUGACAUCUGGAAUUUUUAGAUAAUGGAAUUUGCAAAUGUUCUCUUUCUUUCUUUUUUUAUUCUCUUUUUUUUUUUUAUUGUGUUGGCAUAUUUAAUGCCUGCUAAGGAGGCAGUUCUCAUAGAUACAUCAGAAUAAUGUUUCUGUAGAGUCAUAUUUGUACAGUUUCUUAAUGCGUACCACUAACAGUAUUUUGUUGAAAGCGUAUCAAUUAACCUGCAUUAAAUGUAACUAGUUUUAUAAAAUAAAAAUACUCACAUGUUAAGACA
Messenger RNA from Eleginops maclovinus (Patagonian blennie), 4795 nucleotides. It is a transcript of the gene kdr, whose product is annotated as kinase insert domain receptor (a type III receptor tyrosine kinase). The record is from RefSeq and is a predicted model, not a curated record. The transcript has 31 exons. Gene Ontology annotation, biological process: multicellular organism development; positive regulation of kinase activity; regulation of MAPK cascade. Bases 210 to 4247 code for a protein of 1345 amino acids. Gene Ontology annotation, molecular function: growth factor binding; ATP binding; vascular endothelial growth factor receptor activity. Lineage: Eukaryota; Metazoa; Chordata; Actinopteri; Perciformes; Eleginopidae. Gene Ontology annotation, cellular component: plasma membrane; signaling receptor complex.